AGAAAUCGGUUCUAUCACCUAAAUUAUUCCUGCAGCAUCAAGAAUUCUCCUAUCAAUUCUGCAAUUUAAGAACUCGUUUCCAUCACCGUUUCCAGAUUGCCAAAUACAGCUUAUACUUCUCCAUCAUUCCAAAAAAUGAUUGCUGCACUUCUGGGCUACCUUGGAUAUCUCGUCAUGGCUACUUACUUCCUCUAUUCUUGCCAUCUUUUCAUAACCAGCAGGGGCGUACCUAAGUCCUGGCCAUUGAUUGGGAUGACCCCAGCAAUGCUUCUCAACUUCCAUCGCUUGCUAGACCGAGUUACAGAGAUCUUGGAGAAAAGCAAGGGCACAUUUUUAUACAGAGGAUUUUGGUUUACCAACACAGACUUCCUAGCCACCAGUGACCCCCAAAAUUUCCAUGAGUUAGUGAAUGGAAUUAUUCCGCGCCAGAUAGAGAAAGGCCUUAUCCCCAUAUUGGAGCAUGUUGCUGAACAAGGGCUGGUGGUGAAUUUGCAAGAGUUGUUCAUGAGGCAAUCAUUUGAUCUUGCAACUAUUAUAGUUUAUGGCUAUAACCCCAAGUCUCUCUCUAUUGGGUUCCCAGAGAUUCAACAACUCAACUAUGGGGAUAAUCGUGAAUACCAGAGUUUCAGUUUUUUGAAGUACUUGACUAGAGAGGAGGUGACGAAUAAACUUAUGAGGGACUACAGUGCAAAUAUGAUAUUGGCAUUUGAAGAUACUAACAGCACAGUUCUUACUUGGUUCUUCUGGAUCCUUUCAAAGAAUCCUAUGGCUGAAAAGAAAAUCGAAGAAGAGCUUACUAGAAACUUGUUAGUUGAAGGAGGAGAUCUACAAAUCUUGAAAGAGAUAAAUAAGCUGGUAUAUCUUCAUGCAGCAUUAUGUGAAACCCUUAGAUUCUUCCCUCCAGUUCCUUAUGAGUUCAGGACACCAACACGAAGUGACACUCUUCCAAGUGGGCAUUGUGUCAAUGAGAAAACGAGGAUUUUGGUCUGUACAUAUGCAAUGGGAAGGAUGACAUCGGUGUGGGGAGAGGACUGUCAUGAGUUCAAGCCAGAGAGAUGGAUCACCGGGGAAGGAAAAAUUAAACGCGAGCCUCCAAGCAAGUUCUUUGCCUUCAUGUCAGGACCUAGAAUGUGCAUGGGAAAAGAUCUUGCUUUUACUCUUAUGAAGGCCACGGCAGCGUCUAUAAUUCUUAACUACAAGUUGGAGGUGAUUCCAGGGCAGAAUGUAAGCCCCAGGCCUAGUGUGUUACUCCACAUGAAGCACGGUGUGAUGGCUAGGAUUAAGAGUAGACGAGUUUGAGGUUCUUAGUUUUCUCUUGAAUGGAAAGUAUAUCUUUCAAUUAAUAUUUGUGUGCAUGUAGCAGACGGUCUUUGUUUUGCUCUCUUUGUACUUUCGCUUGAGUUGUCCUUCUUCAAGUGUUGUGUGUUGAUGUUUUUAUAAGGGAUAUUAAUUGGUGUAUUCUUUAACUUAAUGCACUUUAUAAUAAAUUUAUUAAAAAAUU
Messenger RNA from Rubroshorea leprosula, 1501 nucleotides. NCBI's taxonomy places the organism in Eukaryota, Viridiplantae, Streptophyta, Magnoliopsida, Malvales, Dipterocarpaceae. The record is from the annotation of a GenBank genome assembly.